This is a messenger RNA of Punctularia strigosozonata HHB-11173 SS5, 711 nucleotides long. RefSeq lists its product as uncharacterized. The record is from RefSeq and is a predicted model, not a curated record. Bases 1 to 711 code for a protein of 236 amino acids. Lineage: Eukaryota; Fungi; Basidiomycota; Agaricomycetes; Corticiales; Punctulariaceae. The transcript is spliced from 2 exons.
AUGGUUCGCCCUGCACUCCUACUAGUGUUCUCCGAACCAGGUCCUGAUGUGACACUGUCUGAAUUCCAUGACUGGUAUGACGGGGAACAUGUCCCUCUCAGAGUCAAUACUCCCACCUUCCGCACAUGGGAGCGUUGGGAGCAAGCAGAUGGGCAGAAGCCUUCAUGGGCGGCAAGCUAUGACCUGGAAAGUUACGCAGCGAUGCAGGAACGGCCAUAUACCACGUUGGCGGAGACGCGCAGCGAGCGAGAGAAGGAGCUGCUGAAACGCGUGCAGCUACUGGAUAGGCGGACCUACGAAGCCUACGAUGCGCACACGAUGCCAGCCCCGUCGAACCUCUACGAUCCUGGCAUUUCAGCCCCCAUCGUGGUAUUCGUAUCGAACGAGAUCAAGUCGGAGGACGAGGCGGAGUGGAACCGGUACCAGGACGAGGAGCACAUCCCGUUGCUAUCGAAGGUGCAUGGGUGGAUCAGGAGCAGGCGGUUCGUGCUGAAGGAGUCUGGACGGAUGGGGGUCGACGCAGAGAGCACGGCAGAGCAGGAACCGCCACCGAAGUAUCUCACCGUCCACGAGUGGGCGUCGCAGGCGGCGUUUGAGACGGAAGAGUACAAGAAAGCGAUGGAUACGGCAUGGCGGCAGAAGAUCAUGCCGAGUGUGGUGGCACGAGAGCGGAGGGUGUUCAAGUUUCUGCGGCGGUGGGACAGAGACUAG